AUGAUCUGGAAUGAAGCCGACGAGGAGGUAGAAAGCUUGGAAGAGAAGACGCUGUUUGGGGCACCCAAAGAGUCAGAGGCUGCCCAGGGCCUUGAAGCCCAGGGCCUUGAAGCCCAGGGCCUUGAAGCCCAGGGCCUUGAAGCCCAGGCUGCAUCGUCCGACGUACCCCCUGGCUGGACCGAAAAAGAGGCUGCAAACGGCAAAAGCUAUUCCAAGAGCUACGAUAGACCGGUUGAGGCGAACUUCUAUGCCGGAAGAGCCAAGUCCGCCUUACAGGACGCUCUGGCAGCGGAUGCUAGUCUGCCGUGGCGAAGGGGGCGCUUGGUGCUGCUUGGACAGGGCCGUGCGGGCAAGUCCUCCACGGUGCGGUCUUUGGUGGGGAAGCCCUUUGAUGACAAACAGGCCUCCACGGUCGGAGUUGAGACUGCAAGCUGCGAGAUCCAGCGUGGCGAUGCUGUCGACUGGCUUAUGAAAGGCCCAACAUCGGAGACCGAGAGCCUUGUCAAGCAGCUUUUGGCAGAUGGGUCGCGACGCGACGAAUCUGAAACCGGUGCCCAGAGCUCCGAAACGAAAGCAGGGAUAGGCAGUGACAUCAGUGACAUAGCCAAAGACAGAACCGCAAAAGGUCUGGAGGAGCCUGCGGCUCAAGAGAACUUCAAGUCUGCGCCUCAAGAGAAUCUCCUGAACCAGCUCCCGGUGGAUGAGGUUGCGCAAAAGCUGGACCAGGAGAUGAUCAUGAAUCCCAGGUCUGCGGGUCAGCCGGUGACCUUCUCGACGUGGGACUUCGGCGGCCAGUCUGUGUUCCAUAACCUACAUCACUUGUUUCUAUCACGCUGCAGCGUGUACCUGGUGGUGUUCAAGAUGCCUCACAUCUUACGCUCCGAUGAGUCCUGUGACCGUGCGAUCGCGAUGCUGAAGUACUGGCUCAACUCCCUGGCCAUGCAUGCACGCGGAGCCCCAGUCUUGCUUGUGGGUACCCACAAGGACGAUGUACCACAUAGCGCAGAUCACAGGAAAAUCAGCAACAUACUCUGGCAGAAGCUCGAAACUCGAUUGACAGAACAGGUCCAGCCUUUCACACAGGAGGGUGGGGAGGGCCUCUGGUUCUUUCCCAUUGACAACACACUCAGCGGCAGCGGUGGCACGGACCCAGUUGUGCAAGAGUUACAGCAUGCCAUUGAAGCCGCAGCUCAUGAUGAUGUUGCCAAUUAUCUGGAGAAGCCCAUCCCGAUCAGGUGGCGGGGGGUCUUGGACGUGUUGCUUGCAAAGAAAGAUUCCAUCAUCUCCAUGGAGGAGCUGAGAUCGAUUGCCAAGGCAGAGGGCUUGCCGGGCUGGCAGCUGCUCGCAAUGCUUGAAGUCUUCCACGAGCUCGGUGUCUUGUUCCAUUUCCAGACACCGAUGGAGCUUCGUGAGAUUAUUAUUCUUCAGCCACAGUGGCUCGUGAGUGGCAUCUGCCAGGUCAUUUUCGAUUGGACGCUGCAUGAACAGGAACACCAUAAGCAGAUCAAGAUCGAAAUGAAGUCAGCGUAUGAUGCUUGGAGGUACAAGGGGGUUGUGUCGAAACGCUUGUUUGAUCGCCUCUGGGAGCACGGCUUCGAGCAACCAAGCCACAAGUCCUUCUUGCUCCGCUUCAUGGAGCAAGUGGCGUUAACUUGCGAAGUGGAACCAGACACCUACUUGGUUCCAAGCCUCCUGCCACAAGGGGCAGCUGAAGGGGCAUCUCUUCCAGGGGUAGCUCACAGAACCUUCUGGUUGGAUUUUGCUCCGUCCUUCCUUCCCGAUAAUCUCUACAAGCGCCUCAUCUGCUAUGCGAUACAAAAGUGCAGUGGAGGCAAGGCCGAGCCGGUGCUCCAGGAGUCCUUUGCCUUCUUGGCAUUUGAGGGCCAUGAGUUUGGAAUUUCAGCGCACCUGGACCAUGAUCUCAUCAAGGUCGAUGUCCUCUCCGCCACAGAUGCCGGGCCUUGGCUUGUUCUGCACUCAAUCGUGAACCUUGUGGAGCACUUGCGACUGGACUUCAUGAAAGACCUGAAGUACGAAGUCUGGCUCUCUGGGGUUGACAAGUCCAGUAGGGCAAGGAAAGCCGACGUGGAGCAAGCGCGAGCGCGAGGCCUUGCCAAAUUUCGGCCGAAAGGCACCACGAAACUACUGCGCACGGAGGAGUUCGACCCGUUCUUUUCGGCUGACACAACCCGGACACCCAGUGUGCUAGUGGACUCGCAGUGGCGACAACUGAAGAGCACCUGGCCCUUUUUGGCAAGGCACGAGCACAAGUUUGGGCCGAGCGAGCGCGCGGCACUGUACAAAUACUUGCGAGAUCCAGCACAGUGGGGCAUUUCCUGGUCGGCACUAGAAAGUAUCGAGCAGGAUGCCAAAAAACAGUUUGGCAGCGACUACAACAUGAAGAGCAUGUGGCACGUCGUGCAGCAGAUCGUAAAGCCAAGUUGUGCUGAGCAUGGGGCACCGAUAGCGCUGGUCCGAAAUGGCUGGCAAGUGCUGCCGGUGCAGGAUUUCAUCACCCACUGCUGGAGGGAACCGUUCCACGAGUUCAUGGACUCGUUACGGCAUGCCUACGACGUCGCGGUCGUCAAGCCUCACCUGUUCAUCUGUGCUUUUUCCCUCUUCCAAGGAGCCGCGGAAGACAUACAAGAAGCACUUGGGCAAUCCAUUGCGCAAGCUCCAUUCGUGAAGGCCCUGUCAGCUGCUGAGCGUUAUGUGGUGGUCAGAAACCGCAUGGAGGAUCUAUACACCCGUGCCUGGUGUCUGGUGGAGUACAUCUAUGCGAAAAAGUUUGGCUUCUACAAGGACAAGGUUCUAGUGACAGGGCCGAACGAAUUCUCAGAGUCGAGGACAACCUGCACCCAAAUCAAAGCAAGCGAUGAGGAAGAUCGACUCAAGAUCUUCAAGUUCAUCAUGGAUGAAGGGGGUCCGGUGGUGAUAGACCCACAGAUCAACGAGUUUCGUGCAUUCGACGCACGCUUUACCGCGAUGAAGUGGGUGCUGCUGUUGCUGACCUUGGCGUUGAAUCUUGGAGGCGCGUGUGUCGGUGAUUUGCGUCACUGGUACGGGGGACAGUCCAUCCAAGAACACAACGCCUACAACGUGCCAAGAAACUCUAAUGGCACAUCCGGCAUCCCCAAGCAUGUCAUGUGUGCUUGGCGAGCAAAUGCGAGCAACUUCAGGGUCCGUCAGAGCCUUUCCUGUGCUAUGGAGUAUUUUCAAGCAUCGCACCCGGCCUUUCUGAGCCAAGGCUCAGGUUCAGAAAAGAACACGUGGCUUCUGAUGGUUGCGGCAAGGGGUGGGGGCUCUGCUGCCAUUUGGUUCAGGCUUGCUGCUAGCCACCCCUGGAGCAAGCUUGUGAAAGUAGCAGACCCACUUCGACUUGCAACAAUGGACGCAGGACUGGCCCUCACCUGGACAAAGCUACCUGUGGCUGGCCAUGCCUUGGCAGUGACAAACCGAGUGCAGCUUGGCGCUCUUACAUUCCGGUUUAGGGCCUUAUCAAGGUUGUUCGUCGAGACGACAGUGGUGCACAUCGCUGCAACCACAUGCAGCUACAUGACUCACAUGACUCCACAUUACUCAGAGUUCGUCAGGUACGUGUCUCCGACCACAUUUCAGAAGCUGAUCGUGGACUCAACUUCAACUCCACUGGUUGAGGUAAACCACUGCAUCUUCAUGCUGGAUCGGCAUGCCAUGCCUGAGGACUGCAUAGCCUUCUCCGACUAUCAGCGCACAUUGGCACGGGUUGGUCUCGAGAAGCAGGUCCUGGUGCGCGCCUUCCGCGCGCCGCCAGAGUUCUUGCUUGCCUCCUGCUCCCUUGAGGUCUCCUUCCCCCGGGCACCACCGGCAGAUGCCCGACGGCUCGAGUUGUUGGAUUCGGACCUGGAGGAGGAGUUCCGGAGAAGCUUCCAAAGCCAAGCCCUGGCAAACAACCAGAUGCUGGCCCUCCAAAUCAAGGGAUCCCAGGGCGCCCAGGGCAUCUUGGUGAAGCUCCAGGUGAAGAGCGCCCAUGCCAUGGAUUUUGGGAGUGGGGCCAGAACACGGCACGAGAUGACCAGCUUGGGCCUUCUGACCGACCAGACCGUGGUGAGCUUUGCCGCCGCGCCGCAGGUAGCCGGGAAGCUCCUCGUUCUAAACAAUUCCAGCCAGCAGAGAACCAUCUUCCAGCCGGACUUCUCUUUCGAAGAACUGGGGAUUGGCGGGCUCUCCCGGGAGUUCGGAGACAUCUUUCGCCGGGCCUUUGCCGCGAGGGUCUUUCCACCCAAGGUGGUCAGGGCCAUGGGCAUCAAGCAGGUCAAGGGCAUGUUGCUGCAUGGACCGCCUGGGACUGGGAAGACGCUGCUCGCACGCCAGCUUGCCAAGUUCCUCAAGGCGGUGGAGCCAAAGGUCGUGGCAGGACCCGAGCUCCUGGACAAGAUGGUGGGAGAGACCGAGCGCAAGGUCCGGGCGCUUUUUGCCGAUGCCGAGGAGGACUACCGCUUGAACGGGGAGAACGCGCAGCUUCACGUGAUCGUUCUGGACGAGAUGGACUCUGUGUGCAAGACCCGUGGCUCGAGCCGAGAUGGCACGGGGGUAUCAGAUAACAUUGUCAAUCAGUUCCUCUCAAAGAUCGACGGCGUUGAGGCGCUGGACAACGUUCUCCUAAUUGGAAUGACCAACCGCAAAGAGCUCUUAGAUCCGGCUCUGCUCCGGCCUGGGCGUCUUGAGCUACAUGUGGAGAUUGGCCUACCGGACGAAGCGGGCCGCCUGGAGAUUUUGAAGAUUCACACAGCGAAGCUCCAGAAGGGGCGAUUCCUCGACGCAGGGGUGUGCUUGCAGGACCUUGCGGCCCGGACCCGGAACUUCUCCGGUGCCGAGCUGGAGUGCUUGGUGCGCGCGGCCGUGGCUUCGGCUAUGAGUCGAAAAGUGGACAUUCACAACUUGAACUCCGCGAAAGACUUGGACAGCAUUGUGGUGGCUGCCCCGGACUUCCAGCUUGCCUUGCAGGAGGUAAGGCCUGCUUUCGGACAGGACACAAAUUCCCUGGAGGACUCGGCUGCGCAGGGCAUCAUUCCCUUUAUGCCAUCCUGUUCCCAUUUGUUGCAGAAGCUUGAAGGCUACGUCCAGCAAACGCGUUCCUGUCCUGGGCCACUGCUGCUAACCACACUGCUGCAUGGAAUAAACGGGAGUGGGAAAUCAGCGCUGUCCGCGCACGUUGCAAAGCUAUCAGACUUCCCGUUCAUUCGGCGCAUAUCUGGUGAGAGCCUCGCAGGGGAGACAGAGUUUACGAAGCUCCAGAUCAUAAAGCGAACCUUCGAGGAUGCGCACAAGUCCCCGCUGUCGCUGGUCGUGUUAGAUGACAUCGAGCGUCUCAUCGACUACGCGUGCAUCGGCCAGCGCUUCUCCAACAACAUCCUCCAGCUGUUAUUCGGCCUCCUCAAGAAAAGAUCGGACAAGGGCUACCGGAUGCUGGUGAUCGGCACGACCUCGGAGCUUGGCUUCCUACGGGAGGUCGGGCUCCAUCGCGCUUUCGGCACCGCGCUGCAGAUCCCGUCGCUGACACAGCGGGGCGCCUUUGAGGCGGCGCUCCGAAACCGCCCAAACUUCGGCCCGGAGUUGGUCCAGGAGCUGGCGGAGCAGUUGGAGGGUCACACAAUGGGAAUACGUACGCUGCUGGAAGUCGCCGAGCUUGCUUCGCAGCAGCCUCCUGUUCAGCUUUCCACGUUUAUGGAAUGUCUUCACGAUGCCGGUGUGAUGGAGGGAAGGUGCUCCCCGGCUGCGAUUAACUGUCCAAACUGGUACGUGGAGAAAGAAAGUGCGGACUGGCACUGCAUUUCCCGAAGCGUAUACCGCCGAGGACAUGUCUUUGUUCCGUUGCCUUGCGGCUGCGGGUAUGCCUUGCGCAUCCUUGUGCAGGCUCAAAGGCUUGUUGUCUACAAGUCGCUUUGUGUGGGUGAGAAACAAAGGCAGUGGGCGGCCAUUGUGCGAUUCUCCCAGACUUGGCAGAAGGUUGCUUGCUUCGUGGUGCUUGCAGCCGUGUUCCUGCCCAUGUUGGCUGCGCCGGCCUUUGCAGGUCCGCACGGCAAAGCCUCUUCGUGGCUUCCCCCUCUCCCGUUGGACAUGGCCGAGCCCGAGCUCCGGCCCACACUCACCUUGCCGCGACUGCAGUACAACGGCUGGAUCAUCUGGGAAUGCCCCCCAUUCGCGUUUGGCUUGCUGUGCGGCAUCCUGAUGAGCGUGGCAGGGGCGGCGCUUGCCACGUUCUUCUGCGGCGAAUUCUUCUCGGGCGGUGAAAGACCCGCUGCCCGGCUGUUCGCCAAUGUAGCCGCGUCUCUCCUCGCAUACACAGCACGGGCAAUAGAUGCCGCGGUGGACUGCGCCGAGGGCAAGUCGGCGAUUAGUAGCACAAGUGACUUCCUGCGGUCCAAGUUCGUCAGCAGCUUCUGCGGGGCCUUGUCCGCCUUCUCAGGCACCAUAGGGGACAUUGCCGAUGUGCAGUUCGGAUCUGCCGCCGAAGACAGCAUCCUCGACUCGGUCAGCCAUGAGGCACCCGGAAAGCGCCGCUCUCAGCUCCAGGACAUCUCACGAAUGCCUGGACUCUACAACUUCCUCCUGCACUGGGCCUUGACACUUCUCGUCAUGUGGGGCUGUGCCCGCUUCGAGACCUGGCCCCGAGUAGUGCCGAUGCUGUCCACCGCAAGCCCAAUUCCGCUGCAGAGGAAGCCAUGGGUGCGGUCCAAGUCGGUGGUGAGAUGGGGCGCACUUGUGCCUGACUCGGAAACCGAGGUCUAA
Molecule: messenger RNA, 6771 nt
Organism: Symbiodinium natans
Lineage: Eukaryota; Dinophyceae; Suessiales; Symbiodiniaceae
Source: the annotation of a GenBank genome assembly